AUUCAAUACUACAACAAGAUCUUCUUCUAGAGAUCCCCAUUUCAAGGUUCUUACCGCCAUGGAUUACGAGUACAAGAGAAAUCAUGUUCCGGCGUUUGGAAGCUGGGAUUGCAAUGACGACCUACCGUUCACUCAGUGUUUUGAGUCGGCGAGACAAGCUGGACUGCUUCGAUACAGUUAUUCUGAAGAUCGUGAUCUGUACGUCACCGGCGAUUUGUACGACAACAAUGUAGUCACUCCGGCCAUGAUUGUCGUUCCUCGUCGCACGGGGAAAGCAGGGUACCCGCAUGUGAAAGAAGGGAAAAAAGACGCAUGGGUGGUCUGUGACUAUGAAUACGACUACGAUUAUGAUUGUGACGUGAAGGAGCCCCCUAGCCCUGUCAGUGUAGCAACACCAACACCACCACCACCGCAACACCCCAGGAGGCAUGUUAAAGCCAUGGCCGUAGACGAAGAUCUGUACAGGAUCUCGCCGGAGCUCCUCCGUGCCAAACCCAAACGGAAGAAGUGGGGAUUGUUUUCAAGCUGCAUGCAGCCAACAUGUGUUAUGUGAAGACAAACUACAGCUUUCAAAGGUACAUAUGAUGAGGACAAGGCAACUAUUGUUACUAUUAUUAUAUAACAUUAUUAUUAUUAUUAUUAUUAUUAUUAUUAUUAUUACUAGAAAUAGUGGUAGACUGGACUGGACUAUGUUUUUUGUGUGUGUAAAUGGGCCUUUGGCCCAGGCCCAAAAGAGCCCUCUUAUUAAUUCAUUAUUGUCGUAGGGUAGAGUAAUGAUGAUUCAUCAUGAUGAUGGUGAUGAUCUUGAAGUUGUUUCCUGAAAAACACUUGUUGCUUUUGCUACUUUUUUUUGGGAAUCUUUCCUUGGAAUUUGGAUUUUCAUGCUUCUUGGUAA
Cynara cardunculus var. scolymus (artichoke) is the source of this 895-nucleotide messenger RNA. RefSeq lists its product as uncharacterized. Bases 59 to 553 code for a protein of 164 amino acids. The transcript has 4 exons. The record is from RefSeq and is a predicted model, not a curated record. Lineage: Eukaryota; Viridiplantae; Streptophyta; Magnoliopsida; Asterales; Asteraceae.